Rhinolophus ferrumequinum (greater horseshoe bat) is the source of this 1404-nucleotide messenger RNA. RefSeq names its product growth differentiation factor 1 (gene GDF1). The record is from RefSeq and is a predicted model, not a curated record. Gene Ontology annotation, biological process: BMP signaling pathway; SMAD protein signal transduction. NCBI's taxonomy places the organism in Eukaryota, Metazoa, Chordata, Mammalia, Chiroptera, Rhinolophidae. Gene Ontology annotation, cellular component: extracellular region. The coding region runs from base 28 to 1143 and encodes 371 amino acids. Gene Ontology annotation, molecular function: growth factor activity; cytokine activity. The transcript has 2 exons.
CUCGUCCGGCAGCUGCCUGCCAGGAGGAUGCUACCGUCGCUACGCCGUCCCGGCCACCACGUCCUUCCCCUCCUCCUGGCCCUGCUGCUACCCGCGCCGCUCCCGGCCCGCGCCCGCAUGGCACCGGGCCCCGCCGCCGCUCUGCUCCAGGCUCUUGGGCUGCGCGACGCUCCCCAGGGCGCCCCAAAGCACAGGCCCGUGCCCCCCCUCAUGUGGCGCCUGUUCCGCCGCCGGGACCCCCAGGAGGCCAGGGCGAAACUGCGAUGGACGCCUCCAGGGGCCACCCUGCGACCGUGCCACGUGGAGGAGCUGGGGGUCGCCGGAAACAUCGUGCGCCACAUCCCAGACCGCGGUGUGCGCGCCCGGAGCCCGGAGCCCACCUCGGCCGCGGGGCAGUGCCCGGAGUGGACCGUCGUCUUCGAUCUGUCGGCCGUCGACCCCGCCGAGCUCCCAAGCCAGGCCCGCCUGGAGCUGCGCUUCGAGGCGGCGGAAGCGAAAGCUGGUGCGGCGGGCGGCUGGGAGCUGCGCGUGGCGUGGGCGGUCGAGGGCGUGGGCGUGGGCCCGGUGCUGCUCCGCCAGGUGGUGGCUGCCCUGGAAACGCCAGUGCGCGCGGAGCUGCUGGGCGCCGCCUGGGCCCGGAACGCCUCGGCGCCGCGCAGCCUCCGCCUGGCACUGGCGCUGCGUCCCCGGGCCCCGGGCGCCUGCGCCCGCCUGGCCGAGGCCUCGCUGUUGCUGGUGACCCUCGACCCACGCCUGUGCCACCCCCUGGCCCGGCCGCGGCGCGAGGCCGAGGCCGCGGUGAGCGGAGGCCCUAGCAGCGCGUGUCGCGCGCGGCGGCUCUACGUGAGUUUCCGCGAGGUGGGCUGGCACCGCUGGGUCAUCGCGCCGCGUGGCUUCCUCGCCAACUACUGCCAGGGCCAGUGCUCACUGCCCGCCACGAUGCCUGGGCCCGGCGGGCCACCCGCACUCAACCACGCUGUACUGCGCGCGCUCAUGCACUCGGCCGCCCCCAGCGCCGCCGGCCUGCCCUGCUGUGUGCCCGCACGCCUGUCGCCUAUCUCUGUCCUCUUCUUUGACAACAGCGACAACGUGGUCCUGCGGCACUACGAGGACAUGGUGGUGGAUGAGUGCGGCUGCCGCUGACGUCACCCACGGGAGCGGAGCCCAAUAAACACUGCGUGGUCCAAGCUGCUGUCUGGGUCUUGUCACCUAGGGCUGAGGGAGGAAACUGCUGUACCCAUCCUAUGGGUGGUGGGGAAAGGGGCGGCGGGGGGGCCGCAGAGGCCAUCUGCCCUUACAGCCCCAGCUCCAGGCAGUCGUACACGCCAGGGCACCCUGGGAGAUGCCCCCCACUUCUUGGCAGGCCCAAGCGCUGUUCUCCCGAGGGGUGGAGGCGCCCUCUCC